AUGUAUUGUAACCAACACCCACACCAACAACAACAACAACACCCACAAAAUGUAACCCCAAGACAUCAGUCACCACAACUCCAAUCUAAUUACACACGUGCCCAAUCACACCAUCAAUCACAAUCACAAUUAUUUGAUUCAAAUUCUUCCCAAUUAAAUAAUAUCCCAAAUCCACCAAAAGAAUCAUCUAUUCCAUCCAAAUUUGCUCCAACCACCUCUCCAUCAAGACCAUUGGAAUCUGAUAACGAAACAACAAAAAGUGAUAGAGAAAUUUGCAAAAAACAAAAAACCAAAGAUGAAGAAUAUGAAAAGCAAAUUUUUGAAAUGGAAAGAUUAAAAGAAAUAGAAAGAGUAGAAAAAUUGCACAAACUUUGGGAAGAGUUUGAAAGAAUUGAAAGAAUUAAAAUAGAAAAAGGAGAUAGAGAAACUAAAGAAAUAUAUGAAAAAAUCAAAUCAGAAAGAUUAUUAAAAGAAAGAAAAGAAAAAGAUAGAUUAGAAAUAUUGAGAAUGCCAAGAAUGCAAAAACAUAAAGAUAUGCAAUGGCACAAAUCGAAUUGGAAAUGCUAA
Messenger RNA from Dictyostelium purpureum, 567 nucleotides. RefSeq lists its product as uncharacterized. Bases 1 to 567 code for a protein of 188 amino acids. The transcript has a single exon. The record is from RefSeq and is a predicted model, not a curated record. NCBI's taxonomy places the organism in Eukaryota, Evosea, Eumycetozoa, Dictyosteliales, Dictyosteliaceae.